Molecule: messenger RNA, 1260 nt
Organism: Medicago truncatula (barrel medic)
Lineage: Eukaryota; Viridiplantae; Streptophyta; Magnoliopsida; Fabales; Fabaceae
Product: protein PHR1-LIKE 3
Exons: 6
Coding region: 228-1076 (282 amino acids)
Molecular function (GO): DNA-binding transcription factor activity; DNA binding
Source: RefSeq, a predicted model, not a curated record
AGGGACAGCACCUACCAUAGGGCAUAAGGUAUUAUCAGUGACAUGUUAAGGAAUUUGCAGACUCUUCCUUUGUCAAGUCCCUUUCUCUCGAUAUUUUCAACCUUUCACAAUCAUGAUUCUGUUUUCUUCUUCUAUUACUUUUCAUACUCUUAUAUAUGAAGCAAAGUAGAAUCUUAUAGAAAGAGUGUUUUGAGGGUUUUUUUGAGGACCCUUUUGGAUUUGAAAGAAUGAGUAGUUGUGGAAGGGAAGGUGUUGUGAGACAAUAUGUAAGAUCAAAGGUUCCUCGUUUAAGAUGGACACCUGAACUUCAUCGUUGCUUUGUUUAUGCCAUUGAAACUCUUGGUGGUCAUCAAAAGGCUACUCCUAAACUUGUUCUUCAGUUGAUGGAUGUUAAAGGGCUAACAAUUUCACAUGUUAAGAGCCAUUUGCAGAUGUAUAGGAGUAUGAGAGGUGACUCAUGCAAACAAGAUAGGACUACUUCCGUACAUAAAAAACAAUCUUUUCAGGAGCAUGAUGAUGAUGGAUUUGGUGAUCAUGAAUCUCUUGGAAUGGAAUCUGAUUCUCUCUUUAGCUACAGAAAUUUCUCCCCAAAAAGAGCUAGAAUCGAGAAGAGAAAUUCCCUCUCAGGAAUCCUUGAAUGCAGAGAAAGAAUAUGUGAAGAAGUUCCAAAUCCAUACACUACUUUUUAUGAUUAUGUGCAGGACAUGGUUCAGCAACAGCAGAAGGGAAUAAAGGAGAUUUGUUUUGUUGGUCCAAUAUGGCAUACUCCUCAACCACAAUAUUGCACAAUCUUUCCUGUGCUACCAAAACAAGAAACUGAUUUGCUCCAGGUUACCAAGUUAAAUGAAAAGAAACAUGUGAAUGAAAUUGGCAAGACUAAGAGUGUACGUGCAGAAGAUGAGGAAGAUAUAAGGGGUUGUGAGUUGUCAUUAUCAAUUUCAUUGCCCCAUAUUUCCCCUCAGAGAAGUAAUGCUUCUUCAGCCAAUGAUAUGAGAAACUCUGGAUUUAGCAACUAUAUGGGUUGUUCCACUGUCCAAAAAAACAUAACUAAUUUGGACCUAUCUUUGGCCAUUUGAAUAUUAUUAUUAAUACACAUAUGGAUGCAUGUUUGGCCAUUUGGACUUAGUACUAACAUUCUAGAAAGGUACUAUACCUCUUGGAACAAAACAUAUGGUAUAUAUGCUGAAAUUUGAUGUCAGCUUAGGGAAACAAAAGGUGAAAUCCUAAUUAAUGAAAUUUCUAGUAGCUUUGUUAACUCAA